Molecule: messenger RNA, 1936 nt
Organism: Dissoconium aciculare CBS 342.82
Lineage: Eukaryota; Fungi; Ascomycota; Dothideomycetes; Mycosphaerellales; Dissoconiaceae
Product: cytochrome P450
Exons: 2
Coding region: 272-1936 (554 amino acids)
Molecular function (GO): iron ion binding; monooxygenase activity; heme binding
Source: RefSeq, a predicted model, not a curated record
GUACUUUCGGCGGUCUGUCCGGCUGGGCAGACGUCAGAACCUGACUGACACCGACGCUGCAAACCUGAGAACGACGUGAUCGAGUCGAGAAGAGAGCCUGGUCAUGAGGAUUGUGGUGUAGUCUUAUGGAACAAUCUUAUGGACUCGUAAUUGGGCAGAGAGCAGAUUCAAUCAUACAAUAUACCUACAACAUGAUUCAUGCCGACUCGGGACCUGCUCAUGGUCGCAAAUAUUUUCAGUAUCCUCAUUUCAAGCAGCGUCGGCAUCCACAAUGGCAGGCUUGACGAAAAUAGUGCUCUCGCCGACAUUCCUUAUCCUGGGCACGUUUUUCUUCAUCGCUCUCAACCUUCUUGCAUUCAUACUGGCUACCCUCCGCCCGAAGAACUUUCCUCCAGGACCUCGUGGAUUCCCCGGCGUGGGCAAUCUCCUUCAGUUACAUAGGACUUUCCCGUUUCUGACGUAUAGCUCGUGGGCUAGGCGCUAUGGGAACGAUACUCCGCUUGGAAUCAAGAAAGGGUCCACCAAUGUCGUUGUGUUGAACAGCCGUCGUGUGGUAGCAGAGCUCUUUGAACAACGAGGCGCAUUAUACAAUGACCGUCCUUGGGAAUAUAUGAGUGGGACUUGGGUACACAAGACAGAUCUGAGGGCAGCUGUCUUCCAGAACAGCUCACCUUGGCUUAUCCGGUGGCGCCGCGAGUUCGCACACUUCUUCGGCCCCGGGGCACUCACAAGGCACCGUGCAGUGUAUGAGGCUGAGACCUCCAGGCUAUUGGUCAAGCUAAAGGACUCACCAGAUGCGCGGAGGGCUCAACUCCAAGACAUACUUCUGACAUGGAUAAUGAGUGUACCUUGCAUUGGCGUGUGUGGCAAGCGUCCGGAUGAGAUGGACAAAUAUGGUUUCAGCAUCAAGCACUUCCGUCAGUGUAGCAUCGACUACGCCGCCCUCAUCGCUCCGCAGCCCUUCGAUAUAUUCCCGGUGUUGCGCUAUCUUCCCGAUUCCUUCGGCAUGGCGCGCUGGAAAGAGAAGGCCCGCAGCGUUCGGAAAGGCGUGUUCGAUUGUGGCACUCAAUUCUUGAGCGCCGCUGGUGAACAACGCGAGGCUUUGGAUGCAGGAAAGACAAAUGGGUCGGAGAGUAUGUUGGCAAGUAUGCUCCGGGAGCAGCGCGACAACAAGGAUCAGACGUUUACUACCGCGGAUAUUGGCAACACUGCAUUUCACGUGGUGACUGCCGGCUCAGGAACAUCCCUUGCGUUCAUGAGCGUUGUGCUUAUGAUCCUGGCCAAGUACCCAGAAGUACAAACGCGGUUGCGAGAAGAAGUGCUCAGGAUAACGUCAAAUCUGCCGCCUACCGUGUCAGAUAUCGCAGACCUGAAAUAUAUGGAUGCUGUUUGGAAUGAGGUCCACCGCUGGCGUUCUGUCACACCUCAAGCGUUCCCUCGAGCGACAUCCCAAGACGACGUUUACGAUGGCUUCCACAUCCCCAAAGGUACCACAGUGUUGAUUAAUGCAUGGCAUAUCCAUCACUCUGAGGAAGACUACGAUCGACCCGACGAAUUCAUUCCCGAGCGAUACCUGCGACACCCUCUGGGCAUGCGACCGGAGCUGCGCGACAAGACUGAACAGGGCGAAACGGCUGCAUCGCGCGUCACGUUCGUGUUUGGGACCGGGAGAAGAAUCUGCCCGGGAAUGCACGCGGCAAAGCAGAACCUGCUUCUGGGCCUCGCCAAGAUCCUUUGGGCAUUCGAUAUCCUUCCGCCCGAAGGAGAAGCAACGAUCGACUUGAGUAUGGAGACGGGCUUCGUAUUCGAGAACUUCUUCCUCCGUCCAAAGGACUUUGACGUGGUGUUGCGGAUGAGGGAAAAGCGCUCGGCAGACGACAUUUCUAAGCAUUAUUCUGAUGCUUACCAGGCCGAAGCUGAAUUUCUGGGGUGGUGA